GUGUGCUCCAGCACGGCAAGGCCUUGCUACACACCCGCGCACCUUGCUUGCAUUGGAUCCACAACCAUGGACGCCUGUCGCCUGGUCCUCGCCCUCGGCCUCCUCGCGGCCGCCGCCGCGCCGCUGGCCUCCGCCGAUCUCGCCCCCGACUUCUACAAGGAGUCCUGCCCGGACGCCGAGAAGAUCGUCGCCGCCGUCAUCGAGAAGAAAAUGAAGGACGACCCCGGCACCGCCGCCGGCCUCCUCCGCCUCCUCUUCCACGACUGCUUCGCCAAUGGGUGCGACGCGUCCAUCCUCAUCGACCCGCUGUCCAACCAAAGCUCCGAGAAGGAGGCCGGGCCCAACAUCUCGGUGCGCGGCUACGAGAUCAUCGACGAGGCCAAGAAGGAGCUGGAGGCCAAGUGCCCCAACACGGUGUCCUGCGCCGACAUCAUCUCCCUCGCCACCCGCGACUCCGUGAAACUCUCCGGCGGCCCGGACUACGCGGUCCCCACGGGCCGCCGCGACUCGCUCGUCUCCAACCGCGAGGAUUCCGACGACAACCUGCCCGGCCCGGACAUCCCCGUGCCCCAGGUCACAGCCGACUUCGUGAAGGCCGGCUUCACCGCCGAGGAGAUGGUGCUGCUGCUCGCCGGCGGCCACAGCAUCGGCAAGGUCAGGUGCAUCUUCAUCGAGCCCGACGCCUCGCCCAUGGAGCCGGGCUAUCGCGCCAGCAUCAGCAAGCUCUGCGACGGGCCCAACCGGGAACCGGGCUUCGUCAACAUGGACCAGUCCAACCCCAACACCAUUGACAACUCCUCCUUCGCCAACGCCAUCGCCGAGAAGAUGCCGCUCACCAUCGACCGCCUCCUCGCCAUCGACGAGAAGACGGGGCCCAUACUCAAGGACAUGCUCAACAAGCCCAAAGAGGACUUCGCGUCGGCAUUCGGCAAGGCCAUGGAGAAGCUCACCGUGCUCAAGGCCAUCACCGGCAAGGACGGCGAGGUCAGGAAGGCAUGCAACGAGUUCAACAACCCCAUGUCCAGCGACGGCCCCUCGGUCAUACGGAUCAGCUCCGUCGACCCUGAGGACCUGGACGGCUUGGCGGCCGGCAACAAGCAGGAGCAGGUGUCAAGCAUCGUCUCGCAGGGGCACGAGGACGGACAGCCGGAUGCCGCCGCCGGCAACGCGGACGCUAAGGCCGAGAAGCCCCACAAGAAGGCGUCCGGCAAGCACAAGCUCCGCAGCGACUAGAAGCAGUGCGCGUGAGCGCGUCACUGCCACACCGCGUACGUACGUAACUACGAGCUGUCGCCCCGCCCACCUCUCCGGCGACGCACGUAGGCCUCCAUCCAGCAGCGUCUCCAUCAAAUUGAUUAAUUGCGCUUUGAAUUACUCUUCUUCUUCCUCGCGGUACUCUCUUCCUUGAUUGUAGAAGGAACGAGUGACGUACUACCAUACUUCGGCUAGUUACUUAAUGCUUGGUUGAUUUUUUUCUUUCGAAACUAAUAUCGCGUCGAGUUUUUAACAGCGACCGUAGCACUCCAGUUUGUCUUAAUUUUUUGUUGUAUUUGUUCUUGUAACCAAGUUUUUUUGGCUGGGUGCCGAAUUAUAUUGUACCAGUUUUGUUUUUGGCUUC
This is a messenger RNA of Triticum aestivum (bread wheat), 1618 nucleotides long. Its product is annotated as peroxidase 44. The transcript is spliced from 2 exons. The record is from RefSeq and is a predicted model, not a curated record. Gene Ontology annotation, biological process: response to oxidative stress; hydrogen peroxide catabolic process. Lineage: Eukaryota; Viridiplantae; Streptophyta; Magnoliopsida; Poales; Poaceae. Gene Ontology annotation, molecular function: peroxidase activity; heme binding. The coding region runs from base 67 to 1233 and encodes 388 amino acids.